AUUACGUCCAAACGUCACAAAGAGAUACUUCAAUGGGAAGCGACACUUUAGUAAACCCGUAGAAGCCGUUGUUUACAGCUAUUAUAAUAUUAGUGCCGGGUAUGACAGAAAUAUUUUCAACUUUAUUUGGUCAAAAUGAAACCCAGGGACCACCCGGUUCGUCGUCCCUGGGAUUUGGUCCCGGGAAACCCCCGCCGCCUCUCCCGCAAAAUCAAGUCUCCGUGGCGGGCCAGAUGCCACCACAGCUCGGGGAUGAGGGGCCUCCUCUAAGGAAAUCUGGAGCUAUGAAUGAACCCUUCUACUUACUCCGAGAACUACCUGUUGGAAACGAGUUGACUGGGAAUACCAACCUAAUCACGCACUACAACCUGGAACAUGCCUACAACAAAUUUUGUGGGAAGAAAGUGAAGGAGAAGCUCAGCAACUUUCUACCAGAGUUACCAGGUAUGAUUGACUGUCCCGGGAAUCAAGAUGGGAGCUCACUGCGAUCGCUGAUCGAUAAGCCACCAGUCUCCGGAAACUCGUUCAGUCCGCUCACCGGCGCAUUGCUAACAGGCUUCAGACUACACACAGGCCCGCUUCCAGAACAAUACCGACUGAUGCAUAUACAGCCACCAAAGAAGAAGAGCAAGCACAAGCACAAAAACCAUCGCCCGCAGGACCCAUUACCUCAAGCGGAAACGCCUUCAGACACCGAUCCCAAGAAGAAGAAGAAAAAGAGGGAUGAUGAUCCCGAUCGCAAGAAGAAAAAGAAAGACAAGAAAAAGAAGAAGAACCGACACAGCCCUGAUCACACUGGUCUGGCCGGCUCACAGACCAACAGCAACAGCCUCAGAUAGGCCCGAGCCCACGCGUCUGAGUCUUGAGUGGCGGCUUGUAUAUAAGUCUGUAUUGAUAGAAAAUAUGCUGUUGUGGAAGAGCAGAUCGACUGGAAACUACAAACUUUGUCAUGCAUUCAAGAGCUGUGGGCACGACACUUUGGACUCCUUUAAAUGAUGAGGACAAAGCUAUCCAGCUUUGUCUCUAUGUUGUAAAAAUGUUUCUAUUUCCAACGCAAACUUUUGUUACAAUUUUCAUUGCUCGCCCCAACCAAUGCCAUGGAAUGGAUUUCUCAACAAGAUGACUAGGCAUGCACAGUUAAGCCCAAAAUGUAUUUUUUUUUAAACAAGUUGAAUACAAAUUUGACCAGGUAUGAAUGACUUUUGUCUUGACUGUGCAGACAGUGACACUGAGCCACUUUGCUGUGAAUCUAUUGGCUAACAUGUUUUGGAGCUAUUGUAAAUAAAACCUCUUUUACACAAA
Molecule: messenger RNA, 1302 nt
Organism: Corythoichthys intestinalis (scribbled pipefish)
Lineage: Eukaryota; Metazoa; Chordata; Actinopteri; Syngnathiformes; Syngnathidae
Gene: med19a
Product: mediator complex subunit 19a
Exons: 6
Coding region: 102-839 (245 amino acids)
Biological process (GO): positive regulation of transcription by RNA polymerase II
Cellular component (GO): mediator complex
Molecular function (GO): transcription coregulator activity; transcription factor binding
Source: RefSeq, a predicted model, not a curated record